Messenger RNA from Daldinia vernicosa, 2004 nucleotides. Its product is annotated as Cut9-interacting protein scn1. NCBI's taxonomy places the organism in Eukaryota, Fungi, Ascomycota, Sordariomycetes, Xylariales, Hypoxylaceae. The record is from RefSeq and is a predicted model, not a curated record. The transcript has 2 exons. Bases 461 to 1738 code for a protein of 425 amino acids. Gene Ontology annotation, molecular function: hydrolase activity, acting on ester bonds.
UGUAGAUACGCAGUCAUUGGCGAAUGCCAAAUGCCAAAUGUUAAAUGUUAUUCGGACCAACCUAGGCACAACCAGCUAUCAGAAGUUAUCAGAGCAAAUCGUACUACAUCAGUCCAGACCUACACCAAAACCAUAUCUCGAAUCAGUCCUUUUAUUUUUUGUGCUACGUUUCUAGAUAGUACCCUGCCAGCCUGCUUACCAUCUAGAUCCUCUGCAGUUUAAAUCUGCGCGCUUCUCGAUACGCGAACGCCAAAUCUCAAAUCUAGAUUACAACGAUAUUCCAUAUCUUUAGGUUUGGGGGUUCCCUCGUUAUCUUAACCUAGGUAUCUGCUUACAUAGAAACUUUAGCUCCUUCGCUGUGAAGUACCUAUCACUUAAACGUGAUUGCAUAAGAGGUCUACUUUACUUAGCUGGGAACCGAAAGACGCUGAGCAGCUCUUCAAGGUUGGCUACUUAAGCGAUGUGUCAACAUUUAGGCGAGGAAGGGCCGUCCGCUGUUUCGGAGCCAAAGCUCCAUGAUGGAUCGGAUGUCUCCGAACCUUUCCCCUGGGACGUUGGAGUCUUCGACGCCCACUGUCACCCAACUGACACGAUGACGUCGAUAGCAAGUAUACCGGACAUGAAAGCACGUGCUCUGACCGUCAUGUCCACACGAUCCCAAGACCAAGACCUUGUGGCCAAUGUAGCCUCUAAGUUGGGUGUUAAAGACUCGGACUCGUUUGCCUCGUCGUCUUCCGCAGAAUACCGUCUAGUUCCCUGUUUUGGUUGGCACCCUUGGUUUUCUUACCAAUUCUACGACGACCUCUCUGCUAGCCAAACCUAUGAUGGAACACCAUCUGGCAAAAUUUCACAUUACGAUAAAGUGUUAACCCCGUCGCCUUCAUCAAAAGAUGUAUCCUUUAGCGAGGGUCUUCCGGAGCCGCGGCCCCUUUCCGAAUUUCUGCGGGAGACCAAGUCUCGCCUUGAACAAUAUCCUCUUGCCCUCGUUGGUGAAGUCGGCUUAGAUAAAGCAUUUCGGCUUCCCCAAAGCUGGACGUCGGCCCACGAAGUUCAACGCGAUGCGGGUGUUACGCCCGGCGGCCGCGAAGGCAGAACACUUAGCCCUUACCGAGUGCAGAUAACCCACCAAGCUGCAAUUCUCGAAGCCCAGCUGCGGCUCGCGGGUGAGAUGGGCCGUGCGGUAAGUGUCCACGGAGUUCAGGCGCAUGGUGUGGUUUAUGAUACCAUAGCCAAACUCUGGAAAGGACACGAAAGACCAGUAACAUCGAGAAGAGAGAGGAAACAGAUUGCUGAAGGGGCGGAAGAUUUCUCCAGUUCAUCUUCAGAUGAAGAUGAAGAUUAUGCCACGUGGAUUAACAGGAGAAAAGAAAGAGCUGCGAAACAGGGUCGUAUUAAACCGGGACCGAAACCUUACCCCCCGCGGAUUUGUAUGCAUUCUUUCAGUGGUCCUGUUGAUGUUGUUAGGCAAUAUCUUCAUCCCUCAGUACCAGCAAAGGUUUUCUUCUCGUUCUCAAUCGUGAUAAAUUGGAGCACUGGAGGUGGAGACAAGGCCGAGGAGGCAAUCCGCGCCAUCCCUGAUGAUCGUAUAUUGGUUGAGAGUGAUCUACACACGGCGGGUGAACAGAUGGACCAGUAUCUAGAACAAGUAUGCAGGAAGAUAUGUAAGGUCAAGGGAUGGGAACUGCGUGAGGGGCUUGAGAAACUGGGUAGGAACUGGAACGAAUUCAUUUUCGGGUAGUUACAUAGUAUCUAAUAAUGUUUCUUGUGGUUCAUCCGAGAGAAAUAAUCCACGACUCCUCCAUAGUAUAUAGAGUUGAUCAUGACUCGUCACAAUUUGAUAUAACUUCUUCGGUCUUCGGUUUCCGGAAUAUUGCUUUGCUGAACCAGUCUGAGAUAACUUAGGAUAUCGAAUUGUACUUUGGCAUAAGGUCUACUAGAACGAAAACCGUUGUUAAUAAUUUGUAUCCGAUAGUGGGCGUUGUAAUAGUAAAAAGGCGAAUUUAG